AUGGGAGACUCUUUCAUCAUAGCUAUCGACUUUGGGACUGCAUACAGUGGAUAUGCCUUCAAUAUAACACCCAGAAAUCAAAAAACUGAGCCCUGUGUCAGACACUUUUGUUGCUUUAAGGCAGGUAUUGUGACCAAAGGAAAAGAAGAUAAAUUGGUCAUUGCACUGGAACCAGAAGCGGCUUCAGUCUAUUGUAAGAAACUUCCAUCAGAUGGUUUCAUUGCAGAAAACCUAGGGGAUGGAAAACUUGACCAGUCACCAGGAACUCAGUAUAUUGUUGUUGAUUGUGGAGGUGGAACCAUUGACAUCACUUUUCAUGAAGUCCUGGAAGAAGGAAAUCUGAAAGAGCUGCACAAAGCCUCUGGAAAUGAUCUGGGAGGACAAACUGUGGACAGAAAAUUUAAACAGUUCCUCCAAGAAAUAUUCACUGGAGUCUGGGAUGAUUAUGAAAAGAAAUUCCCCAAUGAGGCUCAGAAAAUUAUGUACGAUUUCACACUUUUCAAAAAACAUGAAGAUGAUGUAGAAAUCCCCUGCCCAUUUAACCUGGGGAAACUGGCUGAGAAAAAGAAAAAGAUUGAGAAGUACUUCAAGAAAGUGCAUGGGGCGACCUGGGAGGAUGGAUCCAUCAAAAUCUCUAAAGAGAAACUGAGAGAAUUCUUUGAAGAGAGCCUACAGGGUAUAACUAGAUGUCUCAGAGAAAUAUUGGAAAAAGACUUCAAAAUUAAAUAUAUCCUUUUAGUUGGUGGGUACGCUGACAGUAAGAUUCUACGUAACCACAUUACUGACGAGUUUGGAGAUGACUACAUUAUUCUGUGCCCAUUCAGGCCACAAGAAGUUAUUAUGAAGGGAGCUGUAGAGUUUGGAAGAAACAAGGGAGUGGUGGCAUCCAGAAAAAAUCCCUUCACUUAUGGAGUUGGGAUCUUUCAGAGGUUUGAUAAGUUCAGGCACAGGGAAGACAAAAAAUUCACCAACAAAGAUGGUGUAUGGUGUAGAGACAUAUUCAUGAAGCUGGUGGAUGUUGGUGAGGAUGUUCGUUGGAAUGAAACCAGAGAGCACACAUUGUAUCCGGUAGAAGCAGCUCAGAAAGCAAUGAGCUUUUCGUUUUAUCGCACUAAGAAAAAACAUGUAGCAUAUAUUGAUGAACCAGACACUGAGGAAAUUGGCUCAUUUAUUGUUGAGUCUCCUGACACUACACUGGGUUUGAAUCGUGAGAUCAGACUUAAAAUAAAGUUUGGCUUCACAGAAAUGACAGCAACAGGCACUGAUAGAGAGUCAGGCUCAUCACAAACGAUUAGGAUAAACUUCAUGAGGAAUUAGCAUAAAAGAUGCAUCUUUGUUGACUUU
Molecule: messenger RNA, 1344 nt
Organism: Xiphophorus couchianus (Monterrey platyfish)
Lineage: Eukaryota; Metazoa; Chordata; Actinopteri; Cyprinodontiformes; Poeciliidae
Product: heat shock 70 kDa protein 12A-like
Exons: 3
Coding region: 1-1317 (438 amino acids)
Molecular function (GO): ATP-dependent protein folding chaperone; ATP binding
Source: RefSeq, a predicted model, not a curated record